UGUAGGGAGAGUUUCUGGCUUGUCUGGAAACAGCAAGACUAAUUGCCAUGCGCUUCCGGUUUGAAACUGGCAGCAGACAACAUCUUGAAAAUGAGUCACUGCUGCUCACAAAGAAACUGUGGUUUUUCUCCUUCUCAGGUUUAUGUAUUUGCUCUUUUUUUUUACAGUUUCCUUUGUAGUCUUCAGAGGAGAAGGAGCACAUUUCCUUCACUCUCUCUCCAUUUUUCCUUCCCCAAACAACCUUCCCCACUCCCCCUCUUCCAUCCAUUUUAUUUUCUACUUUUCACCCCCAGCUCCAAAAAACAGAGAAAGAGAGAGAGAGGAGGGGAAGAAAACUGGAGAGUUGUUUUUGGAGCUGCCUUUUGGUGAAGGUUAGAGGGACUCUUGAUGCUGCAAGGAGGAAAAAGUUCCCUGAAUUUUCCACUGACUGCAGGAAGAGCGCCCAUUUAGUCAUGGCUAAGUAAUGUCUGCACACACCAACUAAUCUCAUUAAGCGUUUCCGUUCCCUAACACAGGAGGGUUUUGUGAAGCCCUCUCCGCCUUUCUGCCACUACUGUUGAAAAUGAAAAGGUGACCAGAGAUCUGGGAAACUGCAUUCAUGCACAAAUACUCUUAUUCCAGAAUAGGGAUCCCAUUAAGUAUACAUGGCAUGGAGAGUGCAAUCACAUUGUGGCAGUUCCUGUUGCAGUUGCUUCUUGACCAGAAACAUGAGCAUCUGAUUUGUUGGACAUCUAAUGAUGGUGAAUUUAAGCUUCUUAAAGCAGAAGAAGUGGCAAAGCUGUGGGGACUCAGAAAAAACAAAACUAAUAUGAACUACGACAAGUUGAGCAGAGCUCUGAGAUACUAUUAUGACAAGAACAUUAUCAAGAAGGUGAUUGGGCAGAAGUUUGUGUACAAGUUUGUGUCGUUCCCUGAGAUUUUAAAGAUGGAUCCUCAUGCUGUGGAGAUCAGCAGGGAGAGCCUUUUGCUGCAGGACAGCGACUGCAAGAUACCUCUUGAGAACAGAGAACAACACAAGCAUAGUCUGUCAGUCCUGAAAAGCACAAACCGUAAUGAAUAUAUCCAUUCAGGAUUGUAUUCCUCAUUCACCAUCAACUCCCUACAAAACCAGCCAGAAAACCUCAAGCAGAUCAAAACAGAAAAGAUGGAGGAGAAAUUGGAAGAGGCCACCACUCCUUUGGAAGAAGUCCGGACUGUUAUAAGAUUUGUGACGAACAAAACAGACAAGCAAGUAAUGAGACCCAUAGUGUCAUUGCCUUCAACCUCUGAGGCAGCAGCUGCUUCUGCUUUUUUAGCUUCCUCUGUCUCUGCGAAAAUAUCAUCAUUAAUGUUGCCCAAUGCAGCCAGCAUCUCCUCAGCUUCACCUUCUUCCUCCAGGUCACCAUCUCUGUCUCCUACUUCACCCCUCCCUUCAGAACACAGAAGCAUCUUUUUGGAGUCCAGCUGCCAGGAUUCUGAUUCCCUUGAGCCACUGAAUCUCUCAUCAGGAUCCAAGGCAAAAUCUCCUUCUCUUCCCCCAAAGGCUAAGAAACCCAAAGGUUUAGAGAUCUCAGCCCCUCCAAUGGUUCUCUCAAGCACUGACCUCGGCUCUAUUGCCCUCAACAGUCCUGCCCUCCCUUCCGGAUCUCUGACUCCAGCUUUCUUCACUGCUCAGACCCCAAAUGGAUUGCUGUUGACCCCAAGCCCACUGCUUUCUAGUAUUCACUUCUGGAGCAGCCUCAGUCCUGUUGCUCCUUUGAGUCCUGCCAGGCUGCAAGGACCAAACACCUUAUUUCAGUUCCCAACUUUGCUCAAUGGUCACAUCCCAAUGCAAAUUCCCGGCUUGGAUGGGUCCUCUUCUCCAGUUCUCCUUUCUCCAAAUACCCAUAAAUCCUGAUAUCUCAGCAAAUGAAGGACUCACUAACAAACUGGAUAUUCCACAGCCAUUCUGAUGGGUUUCAUUUUUCUGGUGAUGCCAGGAGGACAUGAAGAAACCCCCCUUUUUUACUAUGGUUUGCACUUUUCAUUACAUGGAUGAUCUACUUGUAUGAUGUUUAUUUAGCAUUUUUAAACAGUGUUUUUUUGUAUAAGAAUUGUUUUGCAUUAAAAUGUUGUAAUUUUUUUUAUAUUCUUAUUCUCCAAGUGUUGAACACUGUUCCUGAAGUACCUUUCUUAAUAGAUAUCAAAACAAUAUCUAAAGGAUGUGAAACUUUUAAAUCAUGUAUGUCUGCAUAUUAUGAGUUAUGCUUGUGUAAACUAUAACCGGCUGUGCCUUCUUUUGCAUAAUGUUAUAAAAUGAUUUAUAUUUUUCCAGUAUUAAGAAAAAAGUUGAAAAGGAACCAAUUAAUGAACAACCCCUUAUACUAGUAUUUCAGUAUUCCCCUUGCCAUAGGCCAUAUUGUGCAGUGUAUUAAUGUAAUUUUGAAUUAAGUGCUUUCCAAUUAUAUAAAGAUUCCUAUUUCUUUGCUGAAUUGAGAGGCCAUAAAUGUUUUGGCCAGUAAAUGUGUUUUGAGACUAGGACACUAUUUAGAACUAGGUGCUUGAAUUCUUCUUUGAGGUUAGAGGAAAAUGCUCUUAAAAUAUUAUAACAUAUUUUAAGGUCACUAGAGGAUAUAACCUUGCUCAGUACCAUUCAUUUUCAUUUCUUGUUCAAGUUGUUGGGAGGCUUCACACUGAUCGUUUUCUUUACUGUACAGGUAUUGCACAUUACAGUUUUUAUGAGCUUUGUUAAUCAGGGUUGUGAGUGUAUCUAGUUUUGCAGGGUCAAAACAUUGUGUGUGGUGUUUUUUUUAAAUAUGGGCUGCAUUCAGAAUUUUAAAAAGUAUUUCCAGCUUUUAUGAUUGGGGGGGGGGGAAUCUUCUAACAUAACAACAUAUCAAUGCCUAGGAAGCAAAUACCAACAUGCUCACAAGAUGUUUUCAAACAUUAUUAUUUUCUCUACUAACAUAUCCUUGAAUACUAUGAUUUGUCACUGCCAUAGCUUGUGGUCUCUCCAAAAAACCAGAACCUUGAAGGCAGAGGGAGUAUCUUGCUAUUUCCUAGAAUGACUUGAUUUCUGAAAGAUGAAACGUAACACAAAACUAGGAUUAAAUAAGUGUGGGUGGCAUCAUGUCCAUCAGUAAGAUUAAAUUAAUUAAUUAAAAAUUAAUUAAAAAGUUAACUGGAGAAUUCAUGUGAAUGGCAGUGCUACUGUAUGCACAACUUAACGUAACUAUGAAAUUUUGCUCAAAAAGGGCUGAUUCCAUUGAUCUGCAAGCAUCUAGACACUCUUGUUACUGUAGAUUGACUGGAAGUGAUAAAUAUUUGGUCUUCUGGGCUGUGAAAUUGACCCCCCCCCGUGUUUUGAAUGAAAUUAUGGGACAUGGGCUGAUCAUUGUACUUUACAUGCCGAACUGUGAGCUUUACUCUUUUUUCUCAAACAGUUUUUGUCAUAUGAAGAAGGAACCUAGUUUUCACAGGAUUGUAUAUGCUUAUAAAACUUCCUGUCAGCAUAUGUUCACUAUUCUCUUCCCCUUUUGUAGAAUGCAUUAUUUCAAAUUUAUUAAUUUCUGUACCUAAAAAUACACUUACUACUUGAAUAUAUUCUUCCUCCCUCACACACAGAAUUCUACUUAUAGUUCUGCGGAAUAUUUGGACAGUAUAUAUUUUUCUAGGCUGAUCCAGAUAGUCUCUUAGACUGCCAUUUCCCUUCCUGAUGUGUGGAAAUUGUAGUCCUACAUUUAUUUUCAUACAGUGCAGUCAUAUUCUUCAACCUACAAAAUCAUAUAAUCAGAAGAAUCCACAAGGGCCACCCUUUUUUAAAUAAUAAAAUAAAUAAUAAAAAUAAUAAAAUUAUUAUUAUUAUCAUUAUCAUCAUCC
Molecule: messenger RNA, 3837 nt
Organism: Sceloporus undulatus (fence lizard)
Lineage: Eukaryota; Metazoa; Chordata; Lepidosauria; Squamata; Phrynosomatidae
Gene: ELK3
Product: ETS transcription factor ELK3
Exons: 6
Coding region: 599-1876 (425 amino acids)
Biological process (GO): regulation of transcription by RNA polymerase II; cell differentiation
Cellular component (GO): nucleus
Molecular function (GO): sequence-specific DNA binding; DNA-binding transcription factor activity, RNA polymerase II-specific
Source: RefSeq, a predicted model, not a curated record